AUGGUGCAGGGUGUAAACGCGCGGUGCCAUCUGCCUCCUCCAUCGGUGCUCUCAGAAGAAGAAGAAGAAGAAAAAACCCUCACACAUGCGAGCCCGGCACGAAAGAUGCUGCCAACUCUCCAGAUCUGGGCACUGUUUUGUGUGUCGCUCUGCUUCCUGUCUCAACCGGGCCAUUUCAAGAAGGUUUUCCGAUGUCCUUCAACAUGCAGCUGCUCCAGGGAGUCCAUCAUUUGCGUGGGGUCCUCCAACGUCCCGAGGAUUAGCCCCAACGACAUCAGUUCUUUGAGUCUCGUCAAUGGGACUUUCUCCGAGGUCAGAGAGGCGAUGUUCGCUCACAUGCCAUCCCUCCAGCUCCUGCUUUUGAAUUCCAAUUCUCUCACAACUGUAAGGGAUGAUGCAUUCUCAGGUCUUUCACAUCUGGAAUAUCUGUUCAUUGAGAGUAAUAAGAUGGAAACUGCAGCCAAAUAUGCCUUCAGAGGACUCAGGGACUUGACUCACUUGUCUUUGGCAAACAACAACAUCAAAGCCUUGCCCAGGGACCUCUUCAUUGACUUGGACUCAUUGAUAGAGCUGGACCUGCGAGGCAAUGCCUUUGAGUGUGACUGCCGUGCCAAGUGGCUGAUGACGUGGCUGAAGAACACCAAUGCCACAGUGUCCGAUGUUGUGUGUGCCGGGCCGGAGGACAUGAAGGACAAGCGGCUCAAUGAUAUGACCAGCCUGCACAAUGAAUGCAUCUCAACGGAUUUCGUCCUCCAUCAGUCCGUGGCAUCUGAGUCUCUGUCUGUUGACACAUUCAGCUAUAAGAACGACGUCUAUGUGACUAUUGCUGCUCCCAGCGCCGAGAGCUGUAUGGUUUUCCAAUGGGACCACAUAGAAAUGAACUUCAGGACUUACGAUAACAUCACAGGUCAGUCCAUUGUGGGUUGCAAGUCAGUUGUCAUCCAGGACCAGGUGUUUGUCAUUGUGGCUCAGCUCUUUGGUGGUUCUCACAUCUACAAGUUUGAUGAGGACCAAAGCAGGUUCAGCAAGUUCCAGGACAUUGAGGUGUCCAAGAUCUCCAAGCCCAAUGACAUCGAGGCCUUCCAGAUUGGCUCUGACUGGUUCUUUUUGAUUGCAGACAGCUCCAAAGCAGGCCUGUCAACGCUCUACAAGUGGAACGAUAAGGGCUUUUAUUCAUACCAGUCCCUGCAUGAGUGGUACCGCGACACAGAUGCAGAGUUUUUGGACUUGGAUGGGAAGGCCCACCUUAUUUUGGCGAGCCGCUCACAGGUGCCUGUGAUCUACCAGUGGAGCCGGAGCAACCAGAAGUUUGUCCUGCAGGGCGAGAUCCCCAACAUGGAGGAUGUUGUGGCCGUAAAGCACUUCCGUAUCAAGGAGGAACUCUACCUGGCUAUGACGCGCUAUAUCGGUGACUCCAAAAUUCUACGUUGGGGUGCCAAACAGUUUGCAGAGCUCCAGGCCUUGCCCUCACGAGGCUCCAUGAUUCUCCAGCCAUUUUCUUUCAAAGGCCGCUACUACCUGGCCCUGGGAAGUGAUUACACCUUCUCGCAGAUCUACCUGUGGGAUGAUGAGAACAAACUCUUUGACCGCUUCAAGGAGGUGUACAUCCAGGCGCCGCGCUCCUUCACUGUGGUCCUCACUGACCGCAGGGACUUCAUCUUCACCUCUAGCUUCAAGGGAAACACACAGAUCUUUGAGCACAUCAUCGUUGACUUGAGCUUGUGA
Messenger RNA from Cyclopterus lumpus (lumpfish), 1725 nucleotides. RefSeq names its product leucine-rich repeat LGI family, member 2a (gene lgi2a). Gene Ontology annotation, molecular function: protein binding. The transcript is spliced from 8 exons. Gene Ontology annotation, biological process: inhibitory synapse assembly. NCBI's taxonomy places the organism in Eukaryota, Metazoa, Chordata, Actinopteri, Perciformes, Cyclopteridae. Bases 1 to 1725 code for a protein of 574 amino acids. The record is from RefSeq and is a predicted model, not a curated record.